Molecule: messenger RNA, 3933 nt
Organism: Anopheles stephensi (Asian malaria mosquito)
Lineage: Eukaryota; Metazoa; Arthropoda; Insecta; Diptera; Culicidae
Product: gonadotropin-releasing hormone receptor
Exons: 6
Coding region: 1229-2923 (564 amino acids)
Biological process (GO): neuropeptide signaling pathway
Cellular component (GO): membrane
Molecular function (GO): corazonin receptor activity
Source: RefSeq, a predicted model, not a curated record
UAGACGUUCGACGCCGUUAGACGCUGGAGCGGUGCGUUAGUAAACAUUCAAACGACGACACCAUCGGAUCGGAUGUGCGCGAGCGGCCCCGAGCACCAGCAAAAACCCCGUGCCGUGUAAAGUGCGUACGCUCCGGUGGGAAAUCAUUCUUCCUCGUUCCUCGUUCUAAGUUGCAUCCCUUGUGGGGAAAAUCGGUGAAAUACAAAAGAAGAAAAGCAGUACUGAUCUCCCCAGCGGUGUUGGUUGAGCCAUCCAACACGAGAGAAGCUGGUUCAUUUGGUGGUAUACAAAAAAUGUUGCGGCUCAGUUCGAUGGGAAAUCAAUGCGCUCGAUCGGAUUACAAUCAGCAGCAGUAGUGUACGUGCGGGGGAAAAUUUGAAAAGCUCCCGUCCCUGGAUGCUGUUGCACACCAUUUCCUGUUUGCCGGUGAUUUUGUCCGUUCUUCAGCAUAAAGUGCAUCGAGCGAAGCAGAGUGUUUGAAUCUGUCGGCCAAAAAAGGGGAGCAUACCCCGGGGAAGGGGGGGUUUUAAUGUGACAACCGCGGUUGAUUAAGGGCAAUUCUUUACACGUCCCAAUUUGAUCAUCGGUGGGCAUGGCUGUUGGUGGUUGUGGAGCUCGCGUAGUUUCUUCUUCUUCGCUGGUGUUUUGGUGCUAAACAGUGUGUGUGUGUGUCUGUGGGGGGAAUUAUGCUAAUUCGGGUCGCGCUUUCAGGGGCAAAAUAUUCCGCAAUCGUCGGUCGUCGCAAGUGAUAGUGAGAGCGAAGCCAGUGUGAGCGGGCCGUUGAAAGAGGUUUGUGGGGGAAAGAGGUGAGAUGGCGGUCGCAGAAGCAUAAAUUACACUAACGCCGGCCGAGAGCCCGUUUUUUUGUUGUUGUGGCUGACCGUAGAUCGGGUCCAGCACCAGCUACAGCAGAGCGUCUAUCUAAGUGAGUGAGUGUUUGUGUGUGGAAAUGUGUGGUGGAAAAUUAGUUAAAGAAAUUGAUCGACACCCCGAAGCAGGCAGUGAUCGCAGCGAUUGGUGAAUUGGUGAAGGUGCGAUGUGCUUCACUUUCGAUUGUUUGGCUUGCAGUUGCGGAAGCGAUAGCAGCGCUUUAGUGGCAGAAGUCGUCGCGACGCGUCAUUACUAGCUCGCACGCUUGGACACAUAAGGCGUCAAAAAAUAGUUCACCCGAAGGAGAUCAUUAAACGAACCGGGAUUGCUCGCCACCCAUCGUCCCGGUAGCGGCAAAAUGCCGCCAUCGUUCAACCUUUCCACGGCCACGUAUGAGUUGUUCGCGGGAAAUGUAUCAUCCACGCUGGAAAACUUUACCGUCUCGAUGGCGGACACGUUCGCGUUCGAAGCCCAACUCCACCCGCCGAGAUCGUUGCUUGCGAGAAACGCUUCGAUUACGCACGGACUGGGCCUUAUCCAACAGCCGAACGCAACCGUUGGCAACCUAACCGCGGGACACAACGAAAGCUAUACCAACCUGCUACAACAUCCGGCACUCCGCCAGCUGGUAACGAUUGCCGGUGGUAUCAUGAGCUCACCGGGCUCGGACACUAUUCUCCCGCGGGAGGAGUGUGACCGGCUCAACAUUAGCUACACGUUCGAGGGUACCGCCCUGACGAUACCGGGCCUAAGCUGUUACGAGCAUGCCCCGACCCUGUCCAAGUCGGGCGUCAUCCGGGUGAUCGUCCUGUCGGCGAUGGCGAUCGUGUCGCUGCUCGGGAACUUCGCCACCAUGUGGAACAUCCAGAAGAAUAGGAAAUCGCGCCGCGUUACCCGCCACAACUGGAGCGCCAUUUACUCGCUCAUCUUUCAUCUGUCGAUAGCGGAUGUGCUGGUGACGGGGUUCUGCCUGAUCGGUGAGGCGGCCUGGUACUAUACGGUGGACUGGGUGGCAGGGAACAUUUUCUGCAAGCUGUUCAAGGUGUGCCAGAUGUUCAGUCUGUACCUGUCGACGUACGUGCUGGUGCUGGUAGGGGUGGACCGAUGGGUUGCGGUCAAGUAUCCCAUGAAGUCGCUGAACACUGCCCGGCGAUGUCAUCGGUUUCUGUUCGUGGCGUAUCUGCUGUCAUUUCUGCUCAGUAUACCGCAGUGGAUGAUUUUCCGGGUGGCGAAAGGACCGUUCCUGGAGGACUUUUACCAGUGCGUGACACACGGGUUCUACACCGACCGAUGGCAGGAGCAGCUCUACACGACCUUUACGCUAGUGUUUAUGUUCAUCAUUCCGCUGCUGAUAUUAAUCGGCACCUAUUUAUCAACGUUCAUGACGAUCUCAAGUAGUGAAAAAAUCUUCCGCAUCGAUACGUCGGCCGUCGACCGGACGACGUACUAUCGGCGUUCCGACACGAACCGUCAGCGGUUGAUACACAAGGCGAAGAUGAAGUCCCUCCGGAUAUCCGUCGUCAUCGUGGUGGCAUUCGUCGUGUGCUGGACACCGUACUACAUCAUGAUGCUGAUAUUCAUGUUCCUGAAUCCGACCGAACGUUUCGGCGAAGACCUGCAGUCGGGCAUCUUCUUCUUCGGCAUGUCGAACAGCCUGAUCAAUCCGCUGAUUUACGGUGCGUUUCACCUGGUGCCGAUCCGACAGCGACGCAAUCAGUACAAUCAACAUGUAAGGGAAGGCUCUGUGUACUUUCAGCGGUCGUCCACCUUCAACCAUCACAAUGGCCACCAGCGGAACCUGAACCCGCACAUCAAGUUUUCCAACUCGCACUCCAACCUGCCGGAAGAAAUAUCGCUCAUGUCGCUGGAAAAGGAUCUUCGCAGCCUCGAUGAGAACGUCAACCAGAUCCAUCAGAAGGGGGGCGGUGGCGGUCCAGCCGGUGGUGGGGGCGGUCCAGCCGUUGGUGGGUCACGGAUCAAGCGGCGUAGCUUUACCAGCAAGUUUCUUUCCUUUUCCCGGCUGCUGCAGCGCAAUCAUCCUACUAAGCUUUAAGGAGAAACAUUUCCGUUUCGUCGCGCGAGCGCGUGUGUCUGUGUACAUAACUGCGACAGGUGAUAAGAUAGGAGAAGAAUGCUCUCUAGGUUACGUUUAGUCGUUUAAAGUUUAGCUGAUGUAGUUUUAAUGCGGUACGGUAAGGAACGAGUUGGUAGACGAACAAGAGAAACAGGCAGGGCCUGCUGAGAUGUGAGGGAUGUAAAGAGAGCCGCCAACUUCCUAACCCUGUUCUAUGGCCUGUGUACUUGUUACCUUAGCAACGUAUCAUCAAUGGCAGCUAUGAGGAAAGGUGUCGAUUUCUCCCAAAAAUUGGCACCUGCAGUACUAAUGUUAAGCAAAACGAUUCGCGACGCGUCUGAAAGUCUAUUGAACUGUUGCCGGUGUGCAUUGUGAAGAUCGUUAUCACCCCACUUUCAUCCAUAGUAUCUAUUGCUGCUGGUGUGUGCCCGUGCGUGUGUGUGUGUGUGUAUAUAUACAAAAAAGGAUAAAUGCAGGGAAUGUAAACAAAGAGUGUUAAUAUGAGUUUAAUGUAUAGAAGGAAAAAACAAGAUGGUGAAAAUAGUUCGUGUUUAUCUGAAUAGGCAGCAAGAUGUAAACAAACAGAAACAAGCACACACACACACUUACACAAACAUACAAAAAGGUUGUUGAACUGAAUUCCGGUGGGGAAAAGGCGUUGUUGUACAAUGUUUUCUGCGAACAAACACACUCACACACAAGCUGGUUGAAACGAAGAAUUAUACAUAUACAUAUACAUAUAUAUUUUUUAAUCAAAAUUAAACUACAAUUACGAUCCCCGUUUGUGUUGAAUUAUUUAUAAAUCGUAUUGAAAGAUGGUCUUCGAAAUUGGGUUUUAAAUUGUUUAUUGUUUAGCUCAACUUUAACCUAAGGCGCCAUUCGGGCAAUCGAGACCCCUCCAAAAUCGAUCUGCCGUCUAUCUUCUAGGCUGGUAUUUAACAUAAAAGUCUGAUCAAGAAAUCCGAUAUUUUACAAACACACACACACAC